UAUACAUACAACCACAUGCCACUUCAGCAUCAUGCAAGACUGAUAAACGCAUACUCAAUAAGGCACUCUCGUCAUUUAUUGUGCUGUCUGAAGAAUAACCCUAGAGGCAUUCCGAGUAGAUUGAUAACGACAGGAUCAUUCAGGAACGGGUGUGAGGGUCAGGGACGGCAGUCACAUGACGUAGGUAUAAAACACCACCCCCACAGAACCAGAAUUCUCCAAACCGGCACCUGUCGCCCAAAUCAGACUGAGGCAGACAUGUUGAGAGCGAUUCUGUUAUCCGUUCUAGUGUGUUUUGUGUCCGUCCAGGCACAGAACCCACGACCAUGUAUAGCCCCGACACAGUUCCAUGCCAGGGCGGCACUUUUCGACCACGAGGCGGAUUUCGUCAACCGUUACUUGUACAUUUACGAUGCUAUUAACAGGCGUCGAGUGCUGUUUGAGGAGAUGGACGUAGGAAUGCCGGGACAGAAAUUUUACGAGUUCAUGGAGUUCGCCAACGAAAACGUCAUGUACAAAAUUGACAUAAGGAGCAAAGAGUGUACGAAAAGCGUCCCGCGGCAGUGGCGCCCGGUCGGAAUCCCCGCCAACGCUACGUUUGAAGGGGAGGCGACUCUUGGUGGACCAGGCGAGAGCUUUGUCGUGCAAGAAUGGUCAGACAAAAUCCCCUACCGUAAAAAUGCGAUGUUCUACAUACAGUUUUCAUUGGUCAACUGUUACCCAAUAAAGAUGGUUGAAAUAUCAGACAACAACGUCACCAACUCUGUCACCACUAGCUGGUACGAUCUAGUCGAGGGUAUUCCGAACCCAAACGAUUUCAUUGUUCCGAAGGAGUGUCAAAUGGCCAAGUGGGAAAAGAACAUGCAAUUCACACACAAGUAAACAAUACAGGAAGUGACGUCAUAAUGAAAUGUAAGAAUGCUAUGCAUGGAGAAUGAACGAAACAAAAAAAAAAAAAAUAGUAACGAAAGGAAACCUUAUAUUUCAAUAAACAUGGUCAUCUUAGCACAAAUUUUAAACUAAAAUAUUUACUUGUUCCGCAUGGUGCCAAUUUUAGUUCUAACAGAAAGUCGAUUUAGCUUUUUAAGUGCAUUUGUCAUGCCUAGCUUUUAGAGUGAAAUCGAUUUCAACUAACAUCAAAAUGUCAUUGUACUCGUUGACAUUGAAAUAUGAUUUUAUGAAGUGAAAGUGAAUCUAUUUUUUGUCCGUUUGAUUACGGAUAAUGACAUCAUAUGUCAUUUUAAGUUAGUUAGUUAGUUAGUUUGUUUGUUUGUUUUUGUAAGGGUUUUGUGCGAAUUAAUGUGAAAUAAUAUCCGGACGUCUCUUAGACGAAAGUUUAGACCAAUUUCCUUAAGUUGGUGCUUUGAACUGUUUGGUUUGUAUAAAUGUGUUUGAUAUAUCGCGUCUUUCAAUAGAAUUAUAUGUUUAAAUACGUUCGCAGUUGUGCGAAGUAUACUGGCAAGGCAAUAGUGCAAUACGUAGUCAAAAGUAAGAUAUAACCAUUUAGUUUGGAUAUCAUAGUUACCUCCCCUUAACGUCAUAGUUACCUCCCCUUCACCGUCAUAGUUACCUCCCCUCACCGACAAUAAUAAACUUCCUUCAAAAUGAUUUAUCUUGAAUCAAUCCGCGCUGUAUAGUGUAAACCCUCCGAAUCGAAGAACCGCUCUGAUAUUUCUGACAUUCUUAAGAGUAACGAAAAUGUAUGAAUGGUUUUCCGACUGGGAUACCUCUAAAUUAAAGCUUAUUUGUUAUAGCCAUACUAUCCUUACCUGCCUUGUACAUGAUCCUGCUGAUUUUGUAUAUGGUUACCCUAGAACACUCCCGUUGUAAUAACUUAUAUGAAUUAGCUCCCUUGUUUAUAAUCUUGCUUCCCCUGCCAAUGUACGAGUUAUCUCCCCCUGUAUAUAACGCCAUUUUAUAAUGGAACCUCCAAAGCUGUAUUGUGAUAGUGCUUCAUUCACGAACAAAACAUUUUUCACCUUUUCUUUUCGACAAGAAUUUGUAUGCGCAUGCGCUGGAUAUAUUAUUCAAAAUAUAUGCCAAAACGUUGACGAGCAUCUCCUCUUUGAUUAAUUUGAUACUUGACUGGAUUAUUUGCUUGUAAUAAUGAAAAGAUAAAAUAUGUUUGUUUGAGUUCGUGUAUGAUAUGCAUGUAGUAAAUCUAUUUGUUUAUAGCUGUUUCGUCGUGUUAGCUUUUCACCGCAUAGUGUAGCCUUUAGAAUCAACCAUUGCACUCAUAUAUAUCAUAUAUGUAUUGUUUAUCGCAUAAAGAUUUAAGAAAUAUAUUUUAUGAGAUUUUGGAGUUGUGUGAGUACGUGAGGAUGUGCUACAGUGUCGUAUGACUGUUAUGAUUGUAAAUAUGUGUCCUUAGCAUGUGAAACUUCUUUCUUGAUUCCGGAACAAAAAUCGCAAAAUUGUAGAUUAUUUCGGAUAAGUACCUCUUAAUACUCAAAUGUACGAAAAAUGACUUUGUGUUGUUCAAUAAAUGUUUAGAAGACUUA
Messenger RNA from Pecten maximus, 2501 nucleotides. Its product is annotated as mammalian ependymin-related protein 1-like. The coding region runs from base 16 to 882 and encodes 288 amino acids. NCBI's taxonomy places the organism in Eukaryota, Metazoa, Mollusca, Bivalvia, Pectinida, Pectinidae. Gene Ontology annotation, cellular component: lysosome; extracellular region. Gene Ontology annotation, biological process: cell-matrix adhesion. The transcript is spliced from 5 exons. The record is from RefSeq and is a predicted model, not a curated record. Gene Ontology annotation, molecular function: calcium ion binding.